UUGAGACCGUCCGGGGAGGUUUGGGAGUCAGUGAUAAAUACGGGUAAUCUCCGGCAUUGCUUCUCAUAAUUCAGCAUCGGUAGUUUGUGACAAUGAACAAAAAGGCCGCUUGGAUUGUGAUUGUCUCUGCAAUAGCAGUGUUAACGAGUGGUGUGGAGGGCACGACGAGGACAUGUUACUUCGGUCCCCCACCGAAACCCGAUCCUGAAAACCCGGAUCACUGGAUGAAACAAGUCAUGCGGGAGAUACGGGAGCGUUGCCCGGGAAAGGGGGCAUGUAGCCAAGCUGAGAGAGUCGAGUGUGCGAACCCAAGGCCGCUAGGGAUGGAGGACGGGUCCAUCCCCGACGCAAACAUCUCGGCGUCCAGUAUGUAUGGGGGCUGGCCUCCCCAGGCCGCACGCCUCAAUGGCGAUAGCGCAUGGUCAACCGCCACAAUGAACGGUAGUAAUCAGUGGAUUGAGGUGGAUCUCGGUGAAAGGACAGUGGUGUCUGGAGUCAUUACCCAAGGAGAUCCGGGUGGCGAUUGGUGGAUGACGAAGUACAAGGUGUCCUAUCAAAAACAGCCUUCAUCUGAGCGUACACAUGUCAAAGAUAGAAACGGGAACAUCGUGGUGUUCACCGGUAACACUGACCGAAACACCCCUGUGACCAACCUGUUUAGUGAAGGUGUGGUGGCCACAACAGUACGCAUUGAACCGACUGAAUGGCAUAACUGGACGGAUCUGCGAUUUGAGUUGCUCGGAUGCCGCCAUGGUUAGGCAUGCAGCUGUUGUUGACCAUUUGGAGUAUUUUUAAGAAUUGUCUAAUACACGUUUGAUGUUGCCGCUGAAAUACAUUUACUCCUACAAAUGUAAAUUAGGAUGAAUAACAUUGUUGGAAGACACGUGAGCUGAUAUAUGACAAGGAUACAAAUGCUUGGGAAAUUUUACAUGUAAAUAAAUAUAUAUAAUAAUGUCCAAAUUAAAUUUUACAUUAAAACAAUUUCGAGGUUUACUUACAUACAAAUAUACAUCAUCUUAAAAUUACUCCAAAUAUACUACAGUUUGGAUUUCAAUGUUUGCACAAGCAGCGAAAACUCUUAAUGAUGGCUGUAUUACAUAUAUAGCUCGUGGAUAUAAUCGUCACGGUUUCCAUCCACGAAGAGCCACACAUGUCAAAAGUCGUUUUGUUUUCAAUUUCAGUUACAUUCGUGUUGUAAAGGGCCAAAAUCUCGAUAAGUGGAAUUUGGCUUUCACGAAAGGACACAAAUCUUACUGCCCCUCGUACACAUGCAACGUAAUGACAUCAAAAGUAGAAAAGUCGAUUAGUGGAUUUUCGUUUUUACGAAGAGCCACACAUCUUUGUUACAAUAUAAUGGUGUUCUAUAGUCGCCAUGACGCGACGCUACGACGGCUCCGUCGCGUCGUCCCGUCGUGUCAUGGCGUCGCCUCCUUUCUCUUUACUUUAAUGUUGUGUUGAAUGCAUGGUGUCGUGCCGUCUUGGCGUCGUGUCGUGCCGGCUCGUCUUGCCGGCGUAUCGUGCCGUGGCGUCCAGUCGACAAAGCGUCGCGUCGUGCUGUCGUGCGUCGCGUCGCCUGUCAUCGUAUGGUUGAAUGUCAUCGUAUGGUAACAAGGGCAGAUGUAAACUUGCGCAUAGCUUUGUGUUAAACAAGCGCGGUGCAAGGCUCCGCCUUGCGCGUAGGGCAAUUGGUUAGCAGGAGUCACUGCUUGGUCACAUAUGCAGCGUGCGCACGCGUGCGUAGUCGCGGCGGCGGCCGGCUUGCGAGGCUAAAUAAGGCGCGACGGCAGUGUGUUACAGCAGAACCUUUAAUUUGGUUCGAUCCUGCUGUAAAAUCCCUCCACUGGUGUGGGCAGAGCAAGCAACUGAGCGAGUAAGACCCUCGUACGUUGGGUCGAUAGUGCGUGUGUCGUUGAGGGGCUUGGUAGGUUGAGGGUGUAACCUCUUAAAUUA
Messenger RNA from Acanthaster planci (crown-of-thorns starfish), 1950 nucleotides. RefSeq names its product retinoschisin-like. The record is from RefSeq and is a predicted model, not a curated record. NCBI's taxonomy places the organism in Eukaryota, Metazoa, Echinodermata, Asteroidea, Valvatida, Acanthasteridae.